AUGUCGAAAAACGAAGCGGACAUCCUUGAGAAACAAGCCAUGGAUAAGACUGCGGAUAGUCUGAAUGACGCGCCCCUUGCCAACGAAGAUGCACAGCGUCUUGCACAGCUUGGACAUGAGCAAGAACUUCGAAGACAAUAUUCCCUGAUCUCUUUAGGUGCACUUUGCCUUUGUCUUGGAGCCACUUGGGAAGCUCUGUCUACUGUUGUCGUUACUGCUUUGGUCAACGGCGGUGCACCCUGUGUUUUCUACAACUAUAUCUUGUCAGCCAUCUUCUCUAUAUGCACUGCUGCUUCCCUUGGCGAGAUAGCUUCUAUAUAUCCUACUGCAGGAGGACAGUACCACUGGGUAGCAGCCAUGGCCCCCUCCUCGAUAUGCUCCUCUGCUUCCUUCAUGACUGGCUGGAUCAGCAUAGGUGGCCAGAUAGUCUUGACAGCUUCCGCAGCAUUCGCAGCCGGUCUGGAAUCACAAUCACUCAUCAUCGUCAACGAUUCGUCAUAUGUACCAGAGCGAUGGCAAGGCCUUUUGUUCUACUGGGCUGUCUUGGUAUAUGCUCUCAUACUCAAUAUCUGGGGCCAGCGAGCUCUUCCCUGGCAUAACCACGUAUCUGGAAUUAUUCACGUCGGUGGCUUUGUCAUAGUUGUCAUCGUCCUCGGUGUAAUGGCGCCCAAGAAUACUUCUUCUUUUGUCUUUAAAGAAGUGACCAACCAGAGUGGCUGGGCAGACGAUGGAGUCUCAUGGCUAGUUGGCCUUUUGAGUUCUGUGUAUCCCUUCCUCGGAUACGACGCUGCCUGUCAUCUUGCAGAAGAAAUGCCCCACGCAAGCCGCAACGUCCCAAUCGCCAUGAUAGGCAGCGUCGGUAUUAACGGUUUCCUUGGCCUGGUAUACGUAAUUAUCCUACUCUAUUCCGCCGGCCCUCUCGAGACCCUUGUCAAGACCCCCACGGGAUAUCCCUUCAUGCAAAUCUUCCUUGACGCGACAAAGAGCCCCGUCGGCACUACCCUUUUAUCCCUGCUGAUCAUUCUCGUUGCGGCGGCUGCUACCGUUGCAGGUACUACCUCAACGUCGCGAACGCUGUGGGCCUUUGCACGCGAUAGGUCUACGCCAUGGGACAAACAACUGAGCAAGGUUAACAAGCGCCACGAAGUCCCUGUUUAUGCAGUUGUUGUGACGGUUGUGCUGCAAAUGUUGCUCGGUUUCAUUUACCUUGGCAACACGACUGCCUUCAAUGCCUUUUUGUCCAUGGCCAUCAUUGGGAUGUAUACCAGUUAUGCACUACCCAUCGUCGCUAUGUUGUUUUACAGGAAGCAUCUGCAGUCUACCAAUGCUUUUGGUCCGUUUAGGCUCGGACGUGUUGUAGGUCCCCUGAUCAACAUCAUUAGCUUGAUUUGGAUCAUAGUUGUUGUGAUUUUCAGUGCCUUCCCUUCCGUCAUGCCUGUUACAGCACAAAACAUGAAUUACUCGGUUGUCGUCAUGGCCUUUUGGGUUCUUGUGGGAGCAUUGUACUAUGGUAUCUGGGGAAAGAAGAAGUACCAGGUGCCCAACGUCGACAUGGCUGUCCUCGAUGGCGCUCGGGAUUCAGGAAAUUAA
Molecule: messenger RNA, 1590 nt
Organism: Fusarium graminearum PH-1
Lineage: Eukaryota; Fungi; Ascomycota; Sordariomycetes; Hypocreales; Nectriaceae
Exons: 5
Coding region: 1-1590 (529 amino acids)
Biological process (GO): transmembrane transport; amino acid transport
Cellular component (GO): membrane
Molecular function (GO): transmembrane transporter activity
Source: RefSeq, a predicted model, not a curated record